Molecule: messenger RNA, 1002 nt
Organism: Prunus armeniaca (apricot)
Lineage: Eukaryota; Viridiplantae; Streptophyta; Magnoliopsida; Rosales; Rosaceae
Source: the annotation of a GenBank genome assembly
AUGGAUCGGAGGGACCCUAUGGCAUUAUCAGGGUCAGCCUCUUACUUUACAUCAAGAGGACUAACACAGUCUGGUUUACAUGGAUCACAAGGCAUUCAUCCCUUAUCUAAUCCAAACACAGCAUUUCAAUCCAAUCUUGGGGGCGGUAACAUUGGUUCAACAUUACCGAUAGAGCCUUCUUCAGCUAUUACACCUCAUGGUGUCAAUGUGGGUGCACCAUCUAUGCUGCCACCAGGUGAACCUGUGAAAAGGAAAAGAGGAAGACCUCGGAAAUAUGGACCUGAUGGGACUGUUUCAUUGGCAUUGUCUCCUUCAUCAUCUGCUAAUCCCGGGAUGGUAACAUCAACACCAAAGCGAGGUAGAGGGCGGCCACCAGGGUCUGGGAAGAAGCAGCAGUUAGCAUCUCUUGGUGAAUUGCUGUCUGGUUCGGCUGGGAUGGGUUUUACUCCUCAUAUUAUCACCAUUGCAAUGGGAGAAGACAUUGCAACAAAAAUAAUGUCGUUUUCACAGCAGGGGCCAAGAGCUCUGUGUAUCUUGUCAGCCAAUGGUGCUGUCUCUACCGUGACACUUCGUCAGCCCUCAACUUCUGGUGGUACAGUCACAUAUGAGGGACGGUUUGAGAUAAUAUGUCUGUCAGGCUCUUACUUGCUCACUGAAAGUGGUGGCUCCCGGAACCGAACUGGCGGUCUGAGUGUCUCCCUUGCUAGUCCUGAUGGUCGUGUCAUUGGUGGAGGCGUAGGGGGGAUGCUUAUUGCAGCAAGCCCUGUUCAGGUGAUAGUAGGUAGCUUCCUAUGGGGUAGCUCAAAGACGAAGAGCAAGAAAAGGGAAGCUGUAGAAGGUGCCACAGACUUGGACCAUCAGACAGUCGACAAUUCAGUUGCGCUAAAUAGCAUUUCACCAGAUCAAAGUCUUUCUCAAAGCGCUUCAUUGGCGGCAUGGCAGGCAUCACGGCCGUUGGACAUUCGUAACACUCAUGUUGACAUUGAUUUAAUGCGAGGGUGA